Mizuhopecten yessoensis (Yesso scallop) is the source of this 1174-nucleotide messenger RNA. RefSeq lists its product as uncharacterized. The transcript is spliced from 3 exons. The coding region runs from base 94 to 621 and encodes 175 amino acids. The record is from RefSeq and is a predicted model, not a curated record. Lineage: Eukaryota; Metazoa; Mollusca; Bivalvia; Pectinida; Pectinidae.
CCGUGUAACACAUCCUCGUGAUCAUUCCAAGCGGUAAGAUCGUGUUUUGAUGUUUGGAAAUUGCUUUUUCUUAAUCUACAGGAAAACAAAGACAUGUCUGAUGAAGGCCAGGCGAUCUCAGUUCUAGACGAGGUUCCAGUGGAAUCGCAUCCAUGCAAAAAGAUUACGGUCGAUGUAAUGAACAAGGUACUUAACAAAUCAGAGUACAUCGGAGAUUGUGAUCGUCAUAGAAAUCUCGUAGUCGGGGUCCGCCACCAUAUUGCCCAGGAACGAAAAUGGGUAUUGAAAAAUUGUAAGCUCACCAUUGCACUCGAUAAUCCAAACGGAGCCGUAAAUGACCGUGUCAAAUGUAUCGUUGUCCGUGCUGGGAAAUGCGACAACGAAAUCCAUUGUGCAAGAAAGCCAAAUGGAACCAUAUGCGUGAUGUAUACAAAGACGUGCAUGCGCUUGAAGGUUCUAAAUGGAAUAAAGGAGGGAAUAAACAUAUUCAAAGGUGCUUUGACGAUCGCCUUCGAACGGGUUUCACAUGAAGCUAUGGUGGGGUUCAGAAAUCAUCGUAUGUUAGAACAAAACCGAGGCCGCCAAGGCGAUAAUGCGCAAAGCAUCGAAGUUAUGUACUGAAUGCAUUCCACUUCAGUCAGAAAAGUUGGACACUAAUAAGCCCUCUACAUAAUCAAAACAUUUUCAGUGAAUUUAUCAUGAUGAAAAUAUAUCUAUUUCAAUGUCCAAUUUGAUUGGCUGAUAAAUAACUUUGGGUAUGCAAAAUGAUAAGUUAGAAUUUCAGGUUUAUAUAUUUUUAUUCACAAAGAAGUAAAUGACUAUAAAUGUGGUCAAACUGGCUAACAUUUACCAGAUCGUAUGGCCCUCCGUACCAUAAAGGCAAGGCAGCAUUGAUCACAAAUAUUCUAUAUUAAUAGCAUAUAUAUUGAAAUAUUGAAUAAUCUACCAAAUAUUUAAUUUUGUAAUAUAAUUUUUGGAGUUUUACUAAGAUGAUCCCAAAGCUCACAUCAAUUUAGCAUUCAAAUGGAUUUGUUUCUGGAGCUCCGUAUUAGCCCAAUGAUAAGGAUAUGUAUAUACAGUUGGCUGUCCGGAAUUACGGAACUGUUUAUGCAUUUAUGCUAAUCACUGAGUGAAGAAAUAUGAUACCAUCAGCAAUACAAUGAUUCCUCACGCA